This is a messenger RNA of Periophthalmus magnuspinnatus, 3523 nucleotides long. RefSeq names its product ATPase H+ transporting V0 subunit a1a (gene atp6v0a1a). The record is from RefSeq and is a predicted model, not a curated record. Gene Ontology annotation, biological process: vacuolar acidification; proton transmembrane transport. NCBI's taxonomy places the organism in Eukaryota, Metazoa, Chordata, Actinopteri, Gobiiformes, Gobiidae. Bases 136 to 2685 code for a protein of 849 amino acids. Gene Ontology annotation, molecular function: proton-transporting ATPase activity, rotational mechanism; ATPase binding. The transcript has 22 exons. Gene Ontology annotation, cellular component: plasma membrane; vacuolar proton-transporting V-type ATPase, V0 domain; vacuolar proton-transporting V-type ATPase complex.
ACUGUAGCUCCGUGGCAGCAGAGUCUUCCGGAGAAGGAUCGAUUUCUUCUUUUCCCAGUGUCUGCUUCACAACAAACUGCUAAGAGGGAAGUGAAACCGCUGACUGUGUUUGGGGCGUGCACAUCCUGGUCCACCAUGGGGGAGCUGUUGAGGAGCGAGGAGAUGACGCUGGCUCAGCUGUUCCUUCAGUCGGAGGCGGCCUACUGCUGCGUCAGUGAACUGGGAGAGAUCGGGAUGGUCCAGUUUAGAGAUUUAAAUCCAGAUGUGAACGUUUUCCAGCGAAAGUUCGUCAAUGAAGUGCGACGAUGUGAAGAAAUGGACCGUAAACUGAGAUUUGUGGAAAAAGAAAUUAAAAAAGCAAACAUCGAUAUUGUGGACACAGGAGAGAACCCAGAAGUCCCAUUCCCAAGAGACAUGAUUGAUCUGGAGGCCACAUUUGAGAAGCUGGAGAAUGAGCUGAAGGAGAUUAACACAAACCAGGAAGCUCUGAAGAAGAACUUUCUGGAGCUGACGGAACUCAAACACAUCCUGAGACGCACACAGCAGUUUUUUGACGAGAUGGAGGAUCCCAGUUUACUUGAAGAGUCGUCCAUUCUCUUGGAGCCCAGCGAAGUGAACCGAGCCCCUCUCAGACUGGGAUUUGUAGCUGGCGUCAUCGGGCGAGAGCGUAUUCCCACAUUUGAGAGGAUGCUGUGGAGAGUUUGUCGAGGAAAUGUGUUUUUGAGGCAGGCGGAAAUCGAAGACCCUCUGGAGGACCCCACAACAAGCGACCAGGUCCACAAGUCGGUUUUCAUCAUCUUCUUUCAGGGAGACCAGCUGAAAAACAGGGUCAAGAAAAUCUGUGAAGGGUUCAGAGCAACACUGUACCCAUGUCCAGAAACCCCUCAGGAGAGGAAGGAGAUGCUGGCCGGAGUGAACGCUCGCAUCGACGACCUUCAAAUGGUGUUGAACCAAACAGAGGACCACAGACAGCGCGUCCUCCAGGCUGCCGCAAAAACUGUCCGUGUGUGGUUCAUUAAAGUGAGGAAGAUGAAGGCCAUUUACCACACACUGAACCUGUGCAACAUCGAUGUGACUCAAAAGUGUCUCAUCGCUGAAGUGUGGUGCCCUGUGUGUGAUCUGGACUCUAUACAGUUCGCUCUGCGUAGAGGCACGGAGAAAAGUGGCUCCACAGUGCCCUCCAUCUUGAAUCGGAUGCAAACCAAGCAGACUCCGCCCACUUACAACAAAACAAACAAGUUCACGUCGGGCUUUCAGAAUAUUGUGGAUGCGUACGGGAUCGGCAGCUACAGGGAGAUUAACCCAGCUCCAUACACCAUCAUCACAUUCCCGUUUCUGUUCGCCGUCAUGUUCGGAGAUCUGGGUCACGGUAUUCUCAUGACAUGUGCUGCUCUGUAUCUGGUGCUGAGGGAGACCAGGCUCAUAGCACAGAAGAACGAUAAUGAGAUGUUCAGCAUGGUGUUUGCGGGCAGAUACAUUAUCCUCCUCAUGGGAAUCUUCUCCAUCUACACUGGCAUCAUUUACAACGACUGCUUCUCCAAAUCCAUAAACUUGUUCGGAUCGGGCUGGAGCGUACGGCCCAUGUUUGACCCCAAAGUCGGAGGAAACUGGACGUUUGACAUGUUGAAUGGCAGCAGGAUUUUGCAGUUGGACCCUGCUGUAGAUGGAGUUUUCAAAGGACCUUACCCCAUUGGGAUCGAUCCUAUCUGGAACAUUGCCUCAAACAAACUGACGUUCCUCAACUCUUUUAAAAUGAAGAUGUCUGUCAUCCUGGGGGUCAUCCACAUGCUGUUUGGAGUCACACUCAGCCUUUUCAACCACCUGUAUUUCCAGAAGCCCAUAAACAUCUACUUGGGUUUCAUCCCUGAGAUCGUGUUCAUGGCCUGUCUGUUUGGAUACCUGGUCAUUAUCAUCUUCUAUAAGUGGGUCUCAUACAACGCUCGUACAUCCCGGGAAGCGCCCAGCCUCCUCAUCGCUUUCAUCAAUAUGUUUCUGUUCCAAUACCGUGAUCCCACCGUCAAACGACUCUACACUGGACAGCCUGUGCUGCAGUCAUUCCUGGUGAUCAUAGCGUUGGCGUGUGUUCCCUGUAUGUUAAUAGUGAAAACUCUGGUUCUACGGAGACAGCAUAUGUGGCGCAAACACCUGGGCACUCAAAACUUCGGAGGUGUCAGAGUGGGCAACGGUCCAACGGAGGACGAGGCGGAGAUCAUUCAACACGACCAGCUCGCUCAGCAGUCCGAAGACGAACCAGAGCAAUCCCUUUUGUCGCCUGCUUUCAAGGCCCGCGAAGAGGAAGAGUUUAACUUUGCUGACGAGGCCGUGCAUCAGGCCAUUCACACCAUAGAGUAUUGUCUGGGCUGCAUUUCCAACACUGCGUCCUACCUGAGGCUUUGGGCGCUCAGCCUCGCCCAUGCACAGCUGUCGGAGGUGCUGUGGUCCAUGGUGAUGAGGAUCGGUCUCGCCCGCAGAAGUCUGGGAGGUUUUUUUCUUCUUUCCAUCACUUUCUUUUUCUUCUCUAUUCUCACUGUGGCCAUUCUGCUCAUCAUGGAGGGGCUGUCCGCUUUCCUGCACGCGCUCAGACUGCACUGGGUGGAGUUUCAGAACAAGUUUUAUUCUGGACAAGGUUUCAAGUUCCUCCCGUUCACUUUUGAAAGCAUCCUCGAAGGAAGAUCAGAAGAAUAAUCAUCACAAUCAUGUCAAAAAACUUGAUUUCAAAUUCUUGUUCUUGUUUAUAAAUCUUUAGUCUACACAAACACUCACUGAAGUAUUGCAGUUUCCCUGUUAAAACUUCAACAGCGUCAUGUCCUGUUUGUGUGUUGUGAAGUGUUUUACACGUUUUAUUUUGUUAUUUAUUCUCAUUUCCUUUAUAAAAUAUUGUCUCUUUGUGUUCCCCUGUAACUUUAGCAGCUAACACAAUAUUUGCUGGCAUGAAUUAAAUUAAAGCGCACUCUGUAACUUUUCUAAUAGAGCGACUCACCAUGGAGCAGGUAACGCCCCCAGGUAAAGUUACAGCUCAGAUCUAUGGAAAGGUGUCCCUGUUCACAGUAGUUUUUCAACUUAUUUUCUGAGCAUUCAAAACAUCCGUAAGUGAAUGAAUGCCAAAUUGAUUACUUUAAUGCCAUAUUUUGAAACAUUCUAGGCAAAGCGAUGUCAUCUCGAUGGGAAUGAGCAGGUGGCAUUCUCUCAUCCAGAAAAGUUGCAUAGUGCAGCUUUAAAUCCUUCAAUUUUUUCCCAGAAAAUCACUUAUAUAUUCAUAUUUUUUACACAAUACUGCAUUACAAAUACAUUAAUAAAUGAGCUAUAGUCCAAAGGGAAAUAUGGUAGUCAACUUGAAUCAAACUGACCUUCACAUUGUAGUCAUUUCCAUGUUACUGUAACUUUAUUCAUUUACAUUGUGGUAAAAAUAUAUGUUGAGUUAAAAGAUCUUGUCAUAUGUAGAAGGGAGCAGCACUGAAAUUCACCCAAUAUUAAUGUUUGUGCAUUUGUCAUUGUCAAUAAAGUGAAAAAAUAUGGUUUAAAA